CCUAAUUGCUUGCUGUAGUAUGCUUAUAUCAAAACAGACAAUCCUCUUAAUGGUUGCCCGGGCGGCUCCCUUUCCUUUGGCCAUUCCUCUCGCCGAGCUAGGUGUCCCUCGUAGUAGUAGUCGCCGCUGCCGCCAAGGCCCAGGGAAGAGGCUCCUCCAGUCCCCGCAGGCUUCCUGCUUCCCACAAGGUGCCGAAGCCGCUUCUCUGUGACAGGAACUGAGAGAGGCUGAGGAGCGGCAGGCAGGGAGGCGGUGCUGCUGUUGCGGCCGCCGUCACGACGGGCCGAAGAGGCGAGCAGCUAGCCAGCCUGCCGUGGGCCACCGGCAGCAAAGACGCCCGUAACAACCACACCCCCCACCGACCCUUCCCAUUGGGGGCCUAGAGAGAGGACGAGAAAGCGAGAGAAGCCCCCGCGUCCCUUGCCUCUUGUCCUCCUCCUUUCCCGCCCAGGCCGGGCCGGCGCCUAGCUCGUUUUCGCGCCGUCCGGGGGGUGCUGAAGCCUCCCGAGACUCCCCCGAGAUGCGACCAUGGACUGCAGGAUCAAGGAAAAUCCAAAGAGUACCUUUGAUUUGGUGCUACAGGUAAAAUGUCAAGCUUCUGAAAAUGAAGAUCCUGUGGUUUUGUGGAAGUUCCCGGAGGACUUUGGAGACAAGGAAGUACUCCUGAGUGUAUCUAAAUUCUGCUUUCCUUUUGACACUGCAAGGGUGACCCAGGUUGGACAGCACUUUACCUUUGUGCUUACUGACAUUGAAAGCAAACAACGAUUUGGAUUUUGCCGGUUAACAUCCGCAGGCAAAGUCUGUCUAUGCAUUCUAAGCUACUUACCAUGGUUUGAGGUGUACUACAAACUUUUAAAUACGCUGGCUGAUUAUUUGUCUAAAGGACAGGAAGAUGACUUGAAUGACUUGUUAGAAACCUGGUAUAGCCAUCCUGUGCCAGAGGCAAGCACGCCAAUCAGCUUAAAUUUGAACAACAAGAUCUUUUUUGCAAGUGAGCAAGUUUUGAAAAAUCAACCAUGUUUAAUAGCGCAUUCAUACUUCAUUACUCCUGAUCUAACUGGAUUACCAACAGUACCUGAAAGUAGAAAUCUUACUGAAUAUUUUGUUGCUGUGGAUGUAAACAACAUGCUGCAACUUUAUGCCAGCAUGUUGCAUGAGAGACGCAUCAUUAUUACCUCCAGCAAGCUAAGCACUUUAACUGCUUGUAUUCAUGGGUCAGCUGCAUUGCUAUAUCCAAUGUACUGGCAACACAUAUACAUCCCAGUUCUUCCUCCACACCUGCUGGACUACUGCUGUGCACCAAUGCCAUACUUAAUUGGAAUUCACUUCAGUUUAAUGGAGAGAGUGAAAAGUAAAUCACUGGAGGAUGUGGUGAUGCUAAAUGUUGACACAAACACUUUGGAAACUCCAUUUAAUGACCUGAGCAACAUACCAAGUGAAGUGGUCUCGGCCUUGAAAAAUAAACUGAAGAAGCAGUCCACAGCUACCGGUGAUGGAGUAGCCAGGGCCUUCCUUAGGGCACAGGCAGCAUUGUUUGGAUCCUACAGAGAUGCACUAAGAUACAAACCUGGUGAGCCUGUCAGUUUCUGUGAAGAAAGUUUUGUCAAGCAUCGUUCCAGCACUACUAAACAGUUUUUGGAAACUGCAGUGAAUCUUCAACUUUUUAAACAGUUUAUUGAAGGUCGGCUUGCAAAGCUAAAUGCAGGAAAAGUGUUUUCCGAUGUGUUUGAAGAAGAAAUAUCUUCAGGUGGCUUCAGUGGAGGAAAUUCAAGAUCGUAUCACCAAUGGAUGUAUACAGUAAAGAAAGGAGGAGCCCUGAUCAACACAGCUAUGAACAGAGCCAGCCCAGCUAUGAAAACAGCAUACCAAUAUGCAAAAAACCAUGCAAAACAGGGAAUAAAGGAGGUGAGAAAUAAGUUAAAACACAAGGAAACAGAAGAUGAGUAUGGAACUUGUAGUUUGGGUUUUGUGCAAUACACUCCAGUUUACACAUUGCACAAUCCACCCAGACUGAGCACAGAGAAAAGAAGACUUGCACAGACGCGGUUGGGGCAUCUUCAUACCAAUAUGUUGAACCAUGAUUCUGCCUUGGAUGAUGCUGAUGACGAGAUGGACAGAGGAAGCAAAUUGUCAUCUGAAGACAGCGAGGAAACAUCUUGUUAUUUGUAUGACAGUGAUGACUCUGGGGAAAUGGCCAAAACAUCUGCUCCCCCUGGAGAAAUGGACUUGUUGGGAGAGAUUUUGGAUACUUUGAGUACACACAGUUCUGAUCAAGGGAAGCUCUCAGGCGCAAAAAGCCUGGACUUCUUUCGGUCAAUGGAUAAUAUUGAUUACAAGAUAAUGAAUAAAUCCAAUACACCAAGUGAGAGCAAUCUGGCUCUGCUUUGUGGUGGUCAAACUUCUGAUCCAGCUGACUGGAAUCUUGGGCAAGAUGACAGCAUUCUCAGUGGGAGGCAGCUUCCUCCAUCACCAAGGAAACGUGUUCCUUCUAGUGGCUACAGAGAAUCUCUCUUCAUGCUAAACAAAGGAGGUUUCAACCAUACCUGUAGUGCUGACAAUGUAGACGUCCUUAAAACUCAUACCGAAUCUCCAAGCCCAUAUCAAGAAGCUAUGCAGUUGUGUUCUCCAGCGGUCUUUCAAGUAAAAAAGACUAGAUGGAAUGAAACGCUAAGCAGUAUCUCAACAAAUGAGAUGCCACCAAACUUGAGCCAAAAUCCAUCUACUCUAGUUCCUUGGGAAAGAGAAACUAGAAAAGAAAAUGAAAUCCUAGAAGAGGGUGGUCUUCUUCAUGAAGUGGUGUCUUUGUGUAAAAUGACUUCUGCAUUCAACCAUGGUUUAAACAUUUCAGGGGACAGGUUUUCCAGUAGCAGUGGGAAUAAAGCAUAAGAAUUUUUUUCGAGGGAAGAAAUAGUGCUCCUGACAAAGACUAAGGAAGACAACUCAGGAUUUCAUAUGACAUAGCAAACCAAAAGUUCACAAAGGAAAUUGCAGACGUACAGUUUUACUAUACUUAAUUGUUGGCCUUACAUGUGCAGUUUCUCCCUUUCGUUCUGAACAUAUCUUUUGAACAUACUUGCUGCAUAAGCUGACAAUAUGGGUAUCGUUGGGGAUGUGGCCAUAGCUCAGUGUUAGAGCACAUGCUUUGCAUGCAAAGCACCCCAAGUUCAAUCCCUAACACCUCCGGGUUGAUCUCAAAAAGACCCCUGUCUAAAACUCUAGAGAGCUGUUUCCAUCUGUGUGGAUCAGGGGUGAGGAACCUGGAACCCUCAGGCAAAUUUCAUUGGGGGGGAAUACAGAGGGGAGAGAAAAAGCCUUGCCUGCAAGCAGCAGGUAGCUCUCAAAAGAUUACCCCCAAGGGAAUGUGGCUCUCACCAGGAAAAAGGAUCCACACCCCUGGGUUGGAUAGUACUAAGCUAGAAGGACCAAUGGUCUGACUGCGUAUAAUACAGCUUCCUGUGUUCUAGAUUCAAGAUACUAGCUUGACUCUCUGUUUAAGCUACAGCUGGUAUGUGGCACCUGCUAGUUUUUACCAUUUCCCCAUCCCCUGUGCAUAAAGUAACAUAUCUUCCUGAGCGAACAAAUGCAAUGUUUUUCAUCUGGAACUUAUAAAUCCUGUCAGUCCAUGAUCUAAUUGCCUUAAAGUUUUAGGGACAGAUUUAACUAUUGUAAAGGAUGAAUUGCAAAUAGUUGGAAAAGAGAUGCCAUUAUUUCAUAGCAGUGAAGUGCUUGAACAAAAGGAAAGGUGGGUCAUUUCCAAACCCCAGGAACUCUUAUGACUAAUGGUGGUAACCCAUGUGGCCAUAUUUUGCAUAGCAGUGUGGUUAUCACAUGAGAGCCUGGUUCAGAUGAAAGCCUGCACCACAUGUUUGGCUUCCUUGAUGAUAACUGUUUUCACAUAGCCAAACAGUAUCCAUCAGUGAAAAGGAAGUUCUUGUAAUGAGUUAAUCACCAUAUGAAUGGAUUGCUAAUGGUUUCUCUGAAUUUACCCUAAAAUGGGGUUAUUUACAAAGCAAGCACUGUGGCCCUGUCUUCCAAAUCCUGAAAAGUGGUACUGUGUAUUUUUGAUCUUUUUGAAGUGCUGAAAUACAAUAUGAAGUUUACAACUUUUAAAAAGUGUUACUCACUGAUGUCGUUUUUGCAUCUGAUUUUCUAGAAAGGGAAAAGCUUGAGCAGAAUAAGUAGGUUUUUAUUGGCAUGGAAGUUCUAUGGUUUAGUAUUUCGGUAUUACAAUGAAUCCGCUGUACUUGGGUUCAUGCCAUUUUAACCUUCAUAGGUAAUGUUUAAAAGUCAUGUUAAGGAAUCAAAUCAUUGUUGGAUGUUGUGCUUGAACAAAUUCUUAUGUUUCCUUUCUAAAACAAAACAAACUGAUAGCAGCUGAAAAACAUAAAUACGCUAGUACAAAGGCCACACACAACUUCUGGGCUUAAAUAUAACCUUUAAAGAAAUGUGUCCAAUGCAACUUCACUUCCAUCCAGAGCACAGGAUUGACCUGUUACAGGAUGCACCACAAUGCUCAUAAAUGAACUUUUGAAAUUUGUCUUCUGAAAAGUCUUCUCUUAAGAGCAAAACUUUGGUUCAUAAUGUCAGUGUCCAAAGGUCCCGUUCAAAUUUGUCAGUGAAAGAAACAUUUUGUAAACUAUUGGAAGUAGUUCCACAUAUUUAUAAAGUGGAUAGUAGAUUUUUAGGUGCUAUACAAGUGACAAUUUAACGUGGAUGCCUACAGCAAUGUCUCUUUUUCAUGACCUUGCAUUGUGGUUCCUCUGUUCUCUUCCAUCUCUCAUCUCUGUUGAUGUUUAUCCUUCAAAUUAUGAAAUAACUGGUGGUGAUCUAGAUUGCUUGAUUAAAGAGAGUAGUGUUUAGGUGAGCAUUUAUUUAUAUCAAUGUGUACUAAUGCAGAUGAGGUGCAUGUUCCAGAGCCAAUGCAUUCAGGGGUUUUCAGUUCUUACCUAUGAGAAGAAUAACUCUGCCUAUGGAAACUUCCCUUUGCAAUCACAAAGGGCUUCUUUAAAAUAAAUGAGAGCGACAAAAUCCUCCAUGGAUGGUUUGUGAGUCAUAGCUAAGAAGCGGAUGGGAGGUGGGAAGAGAGAAAGCUAAGAAAUGUCUGGCAAAACAUGUAGGUUUUCAUUGACUCAAGUUGUCAGUUGAAUGUGCUUAGUGUUGCUGCGCUAAUGUCAAAUAUCACUUUAUGUAAUUCUUACAGCAACAUGAGUAAUGUUUAGUCUUGUGGAUGAACUUUUGAAAUGCAACUUCAUUUUGGCCUUGUUUGAACUUAAAGGUAUGUGAGUUUGCUAGGGCUAUUAACACUCACACUUUUAUCGCAGAUACAAUUUUUAGAAGGCUAAUAGUUGUGCCUUAUGUUUUUGCCCUGAAUAGUUGCUAGUUACCUUUCUUACUGUCAAAAAGGGCAUCAUUUUGCCAGAAGAAUCGGAAUAACAAUUUCUGAAAUCUUUAGCCAGCAACUACUCUGUUCUCCACCUAUUGUAAUGUAAAAUUCUCCAUAGCCCACAUCUGUAGCAUUUUUAUGUUUACUUUAGUGUUGUAGGAAAACAAAUUAUUCAAGUUCUGCUUCAUUACCAUGUUUUACCCACUAUGUAGUUAGUGUUCUGAAAUCACAGAUUUUAAUAUGACCACAGACUUCAGGUAAACCUUAAAGUUUCUCAGGAAUCCUAAUAAAUACAUCUGCUUUGGAUCAUCAGAUUCCUUUCUUUUCCUGUGGAAUAGUGCAUUAUUUCAUUAAAAUUUCACUUAGUUAUUUAAGACUGUAAAAGACUAUUCAGAACUAUUCUAGCUUAAUGACAUCGGGGCUGCAAACUAAUAUUUUCACAUUUUACUUUAGUUUAUUAAAUUCACCACGUUUCUAUCCAUUAUUGGAACCUAUCAUGAUAUUCCUCAGAUUUGUGGGAUAGGAAAUCAUUAAGCCCCGUGUCAUAAAUCCACAAACCUGAAAGGUUCUGACAGCAUCUAGGAUCUCUUGCUGUGUGGCCCAAAAAGGGAUCCAUCCACCAAGGGCUUUUCUUGACUACAUAUAUAUACUCCAAGAAUGGGAAAAAACUAUAGCAGUAAUGGCUUCAGAGUUGCCGAUGAAGCUAAUGAAUAAUAGACAGUUAUGCCGUUUCCUUUCCAACCCCUUGAAUAGGGCUCAGGACCACAAAAAGGCCUUUGCCAAGUUUCAGAAAUGAAAGUUGCUUAAACUAGCAGAAGAUUUUAAGUGUUCACCUGUAAUUCUAUGCAUGGAGAAUGAGCUAGAAUAAUAUGUUGGUCACAGAUUGUAAAAGUUAUGCAAAGAAAUGAAAUUCCUUAAAUCACCCAAUUUUUUGCAUAGUGUUAGAAAUAGUGAAAGAAGUUACAUUUUACUGAAACUUGUACUGUUUCCUAGCAUUUCAGUAAGUGAUAUUGCUGCUUUUUGAUUGCUAAGAGUUGGGUUAUCAAAAGCUGUCAGUACUGGCUAACUCUGCUCUCAGAGAUGUCAGCAGCAGUUUUCCAGUUGAUUGAAUGCAUAGCCUGCACUAAUAAUCACUUUUGAAAAUGUUGAUUUUCAUAGUUAGAGUACAGGGUACAAUCUACCAGAAGAUUCUCCUGCGGAAGGUCCCAUUAAAAUUAAUUUAUUUCAUUGGGGCUUUCACAGGAGAACUUCUGGUGGAUUGUACUCAAAUUAUAUUAGACAGAUUAGCUCAAGCAGAAGGAACAUCACUUUUUAUUUUCUUUUUUACAGUUUGCCCUGCAUUAGUUGUAAGCUUAGACUUAAAAGUAGGAUUUUAAAUAUUAUGCAGGAAAUGAAAAAUAGUAACUAGCUAGUUGCUAAAUCAAAAUCAUUCAUUUCCAUAAACAUCUGCUAACAUUCAUGUCCAUCUGACCAGUGAUAAUUCAGGAUCUUGCUAUGCUACAGAACUGGAAAAGUAGUUCUGUUAUAUCAAAUUUUUCUUCAGGUGUCUUUGCUCUUAAUAUGGCAAGGCUGGAGCUGAAGCUCCUUUUUCACAUCAGUGACACAAUGCUCAGUGCUUCUUGUAGCAAACAAUGAGGUUGCCGUACUCAUACUUUGAUAAAAGUGCUGUGAGUGCCAGCAUAAAACAGUUGUCAUGGGCAGCAACAACAACAAAAAAGAUGCCAUUGCUCUAUACCAGUGAGUUCCAUCACACACAAAAAUUACUGGUUAUGUUUGUGUGCCAUUCUUGCCUAUAUGGCUUGUUAGAUGUGUUAGGCCUUAAACAAGCCUAAGAUAUUUGUUUCCUGUGGUGGAAAAUCCAAUUGGUGCCUCACACAUUAACUUGGGGGCAGAGUUCAGUGGUGUGUUGUGCUGUUGUAUACUUCCAUUCAUUUCAGUUGGGUUUGUGCAGGAGGACUGGUAGCUCAAAUCUGUCUCUCUCCUCCUUGCUAUCCUUAAUAGCACCCCAAAUCUGCAGCUGAGGCAGCCACCUCAGAAUGUUGCCUCAGUGUGAGAGAGCAAAAGCAAAGGAGCAAACCUCUAAUCUCCUUUCUGCUCCUACAUGAAGUGCACUGAAUCCUGGGCAGUGCAGUGGUAGUGUUUUUCAAGAGUACUAUGACAGCUAUACCUUCUGGAAAAGGAUCCUUUUUCAGAAAACUUCUUUGACCAAAAGAUAAUAUGCCAGGAGGAGGAAUGGUCUAUCAUAUCGUAGUUGGAAUGGAUUCAGGACAAUUCUGAGUUCUUCCCUAACACCAGGCAUAGACAAAAUUGUGUGCAUGUGAGACUAUUCAAUCUCUUAAUUAAGAUUCUAGAAUCAGUAUUAAUAUGGAUGGGUUGAGGAGAGGAACAAGCACAUCAAACUGGAAAAUUUAUUCUUAGUACACAUCCUCACCCCCACCCCAAUCCCAGCUAUCAUGAUACAUCUGCAAUCCUAUACACAUUUACCAGGGACAAAGUUCCAUUGAACACAAUAGUAUUUAUUUCUAAAUGGACAUGUAUAGGGUUACAUUGUAAAGGAACUACCAGGAUGUGAAGGAAAGUGCUGGAUUUCAACAAAAGAUGGAUUUUGUGCAAUAUUUUUGCUUUCUUUAUUGUGUAUGUGUGUUUUAAAAUGUGAUUUAUUUUGACAACUAUAAACAUCUGCUUUCUCAGUAGGUCUUUGAGAUUAAUUUUUUCUGGGGUGGUUUUUGUUUUUGUGUGUGUAGAGUUACAUGUAGCAUUUAAUUACAGUUAGUCGAUAAAGUACUGUACAUUGUUAGUAGACAAAUGGCAUUUCUGUUGACUGAAAAUAACCAGUGAUGCCACAUUGUUGUGCUAUAAUUACAAACAAAAGCUUUGCCAAUUACUUAAUAUAUAACAGAAACACACAGCUGAUAAUAUCUGUAUUCCACACUGUACUUUAUAAGUACACACCAGGAUGGUUUUUGUGUUUACUUUACCUGGAAAUUUGGUUGCUUAUUUUCUGUCCUUCCAACAAGGAAAAUAAUUUCUGUUCCAUACAAUUGAUGCUAGGUGACAACUUAUGGCAGAUAUUUAUAGCUUCAUGAUUCAGCAUGUGGCAUCCCUAAUUGUUUUAAAUGAUUGCUCAGAUCAAUAGAUGUUGCCAGUAUCUUUUGAAUUGUUUGUUAAUUAUGUACAUUUUUAUAUCCAUGUAUUUGAUGUACAUUUUCUUCUCAUGGCCAAGUGUUUAUCAAGAGCUAUUUUAAAUUAACAUACUUGAAUAACUGAAGCACUGUGUAAUCUAGCUCUGGAUCCAACUUGCCAACGAAGCAUUGUGGUCAAUUUGCUUUUCUGUAAACACAUGCUACCUGUGAAGCUAUUUCAUUGGUGCAGUGAAAAUCUAGCAUGCUUGAACUUUUGCCUUGAAGAAGAGAAGGAAAAAUGUCUCUGCCUUGAACAAAACAAACUACCAUAUAUCUGGCCUUAUCUCCAAACAUUUUCAUAACCAUCUUUUAUGCUGUUUUGGAGUGAUCCUUGAUAUAGAACUCUGAUAUGGGCAUUGUAGAAUAAAUAAUGGUUUGAAUUAGAAUGUGUUUCUUGAUCUCUUCUAACAAUGCAGAGCUACCUAAAUGAAUCAAAACUGAAUUAUAAAGCCAGCUAUGGUUGUUUCUUUAAAAAAAUAUCAAAACUGCCACCAUAUUUAGGACUUUGAUCUGUCCUGAUGCACACCUUAGCUUAGGUAAUAUAAGGUUAUCCUCUAGGGCAUUGGUUUCAGCUGAGGGUGCCAGGUCCAUAUUCUUGCCUAAGUUGUGUUACACCAGCACCAUUUAAAAAUUAAUUUAAAAGAAAAGAGGGCUGGGGGGGAAGAGAGUGAGAGACCAAUUAAAGGCGUAUGGAGUUCCUUUACAGUUAACGGAAGAGAAAUUCAGCAGGUGCAACUUCUCAGUUCAUCUCACUCUUGCCUGACAAGCUUGCAUCUCCUCUUGUACAGCUGCUGAACUAUAGUGAUCCUAUCCUUCUUGUACUUAAAACCAAGAAGAAUGGAGAGUAGCUGGGGGGAGGAACCACGGUUCAGUGGUAGAGCAUCUCCAGGUAUGGCUGGUAAAGAGUCCUGUUUUGAAACCCUGAGCCACUGCCCGUCAGUGUACUGAGGUAGUUGGACUGAUAGUCUGAUUCAGUAUCAGGAAGCUCCCUGUGUUCUUAUAAACAUAUACCUGGGUAUUGUUAAAAAUCAGUUCCAUGUUGCAGGUUGGGGUUAAGGAACGGUCUGCAAGUGUUGGACUACUGUCCUAGAGUUUAAAGACUGGAACUUGAGUUCCUGUCCAUAGCACCUCUGUAUGCACUUUAAAUCAACCGUUGAUGUCAGUACAAAGUAUUUGGUGAAGUCUACAUUGCCGUAAAGUGCCCCACUGCAUAAUAUGAAAUUAAAAACAAUU
Rhineura floridana is the source of this 9798-nucleotide messenger RNA. RefSeq names its product DENN domain containing 1B (gene DENND1B). Bases 529 to 2886 code for a protein of 785 amino acids. The record is from RefSeq and is a predicted model, not a curated record. The transcript is spliced from 23 exons. Gene Ontology annotation, molecular function: guanyl-nucleotide exchange factor activity; phosphatidylinositol phosphate binding. NCBI's taxonomy places the organism in Eukaryota, Metazoa, Chordata, Lepidosauria, Squamata, Rhineuridae. Gene Ontology annotation, biological process: endocytic recycling; endocytosis. Gene Ontology annotation, cellular component: cytosol; intracellular membrane-bounded organelle; nuclear speck.